AUGUUGGAGGAUAAAGGUGGCACUAAAUACAGUAGUGACGUUCAGCUUGUUCAGUAUUUUGCACUACCGUACGUUGCUGAACCUGAAAAACAUCCUGUUUUUAAAGAACUUAUUCAAAAGAAAUGGGCCAAAAGUCUUUUUGAAAAUUUAAGUGUAUUUUUGGCAAAUUAUGCAAUAAAUAUAAAUGAAACUGAAAAUGUUUUAUUGGAAAAAUGGAUGACAACUUAUCGAUUACAGUAUAGCGAAUUGUUGGAAAGAAAAUGUCGCAAAUUGCAAUAUGAUUACAAUCGGAUUGUUGAUAUUGUCAAUGAAAUGUUUGAUUAUGUGGAGCAGUUAAAUCAAGAAGUGGGAGUAAUUCAACUGUCACCUGAAUAUAUUAUGGAAAUGAAGGCGCGUUUUGCAGAUGUAACAGCGGAUGCAGAGCAACAUAUGCAAGGAAGUGGAACAGUGGUAAAAGGAAAUGGAAUAUUGGAUAAAAAGCGUGAUAGACUUAAAAAAUCGAAUGCAAAUAUUAAAAAGAAGAAUAAAGUGACGAUGAAAAAUGACGAUUCAGUUGGACAUUUGGCGCCAAUUGUUCGGUCUCAAUCACUUAUCAAAUUGAAUGAGGCGAAGGAAGAGGAGGAAGUGAUAAUGGAUGAUAUAACUGGAAGACUCAAUUAUACCAAAAUUGGAAAUUGUUUGAUCAAAAGUGCUUCAGGAAGGCUUAGUUGUCUUUUACUGCAAGCUUUACGUCAGCGCAUAACACGAAUACCAAUUGAAAGUGCUGAACAAGUAUUGGCGGUUUAUGCAGCCAAUGAUUUGUUGUUAUUGAAACAUUUGAAAAAUAGUGUAGUAAGUGUGAUUACAUCACAAGGUGAUAAUGGAAAUGAUACGAAAGAAGAAUUGUGCCGCUUACUGAAUUCAAUUGCAUCAUUUAAUCUUGGCCGAAAUUAUCUCCUGACUAAUAAUCAGGGAAAAGAAUUAAUUGCAACAUUAACAACGGCUUUAAAGGCCAAAAAAUUACAUCAUUUUGCUGGUGAACAAGUUCUGGCUGCACUUCAAAAGCUUAGUAUAAGAUCAUCAGUCCAAAAGGAACUCAUAAAACUAGGUAUGGUUGAAUGGUUGUCAAUAUAUCUUGGUGGUAAAUUAAGUCCAACAGCGCUUGAUUAUGGCUGUGCACUAUUGUUAAAUUUAUGCUUAGAUCCAUCUGGCAGAUCAGCAGCUUCAAGAGUAGCCGCAAUUUUUACGACAACAAUAGCAAAUUUGAUAUCUGAUCAUAAAUUACAGGUAUGCACAUACAUUAACGGUAUACUGUUCACAAUACUCGGUACAGCACAAAUAAAAGCACGAGUGAAAGAGAUCAAUUUGGUUAAUACUGUCAAGGAGAAAUUGAACAACCAUCAUUGCAAGGAUGACGAGAAUCAGCUACCCAUUAUUUACAAAAUUCUUAACGGCGGUAAGAGUUAA
Molecule: messenger RNA, 1446 nt
Organism: Loa loa (African eye worm)
Lineage: Eukaryota; Metazoa; Nematoda; Chromadorea; Rhabditida; Onchocercidae
Exons: 10
Coding region: 1-1446 (481 amino acids)
Biological process (GO): cilium assembly
Cellular component (GO): centriole; ciliary tip; ciliary basal body
Source: RefSeq, a predicted model, not a curated record